Molecule: messenger RNA, 1382 nt
Organism: Anarrhichthys ocellatus (wolf-eel)
Lineage: Eukaryota; Metazoa; Chordata; Actinopteri; Perciformes; Anarhichadidae
Product: gastrula zinc finger protein XlCGF49.1-like
Exons: 1
Biological process (GO): regulation of DNA-templated transcription
Molecular function (GO): RNA polymerase II cis-regulatory region sequence-specific DNA binding; DNA-binding transcription factor activity, RNA polymerase II-specific
Source: RefSeq, a predicted model, not a curated record
GAGGACCCAGAGCCCCCACACAUUAAAGAGGAACAGGAGGAACUCUGGACCGGUCAGGAGGGAGAGCAGCUUCAAGGUCUGGAGGAGGCUGAUAUCACCAAGUUCACAUUCACUCCUGUGAAGAAUGAAGAUGAUGAAGAGGAAGCUCAGUCCUCACGACUUCAUCAAAGACAAACUGAACAGAUGGAAACAGAAGCUGAUGGAGAGGACUGUGGAGGACCAGAACCAGACAGGAACUCAGAUCCAGAUAGACAUCCAGAACCAGAUACUAAUGUGAAGACUGGAGACUCUUCUGACACUGAUGACAGUGGUGAUUGGAAGGAGACCAGAGAACCUCAGUCAGGUUUGAACUCUGUGAAUAAUGAUGAAGUUCCUGUCAGUGAUUCAAGAUGUAGUGCUGGUGAGAAACCUUUCAACUGCUCAGUCUGUAAGAAAUCUUUUGGACGGAGGCAAACUAUAAAGAGACACAUGGUAACUCACACAGGAGAUAAACCUUUCAGCUGCUCAGAAUGUAAUACAUCUUUUUCACGUAGUGGACAUUUACAGAGACACAUGAGGUGUCACACAGGGGAAAAACUUUUCAGCUGCUCCCUUUGUAAGAAAUCUUUUGGACGGAGGGAAACUUUACAGAGACACGUGAGACUCCACACAGGAGAGAAACCUUACAGCUGCUCAGAAUGUGAUAGAGGUUUCACUGACAGUCGAGGUCUGAAGACACACAUGAGAUGUCACACAGGAGAGAAACCUUUCAGCUGCUCUCUGUGUGAUAAUAGAUUUCAGUACAAGUCAGCUCUGAAGUUACACAUGAAAGCUCAUACAAGAGACAACCGGCUGUAAAGGUUCUGUUUGUACACAAAAGGUGAAUCUGACACACCACAUGGCACAUAACUCAGGGGAAGAACUCUGGUGCUUUUCCCCUAUCUUUAUUCAAAGUCAUGUUGUUUUAAUUUGAGAGCAUUACUUAUUGAUUCCAUGUUCAGAUUUUGAAUUGUUUCCCUCAAAACCCUGUCCUCACACACAAUCAGCCCCCGCUUACGAGUAGUGACACAAUAAACCUUGAUCGCUCUAGAGAUCCAUGCUUUGUUUAAGGUGACGCCUCCUCACGUUGGCAGGGAGCUGAGUACUGUCUUUAGUUUGAUCCGGUAGACUAAUUGAGUUUUUAUUUUCUAGUUAAUGUUGGUUUUCUAGAGGGGUCCGGGGCGCGCUCACCUGGAAGAACAUGUUGUACAUUUUAAAGUUAAAUUCAUCAAUCUGGUGUGUUUUGAGACCAAAAACAAGAGGCUAGUUCUAUGAAGAACUUUGUGCUCUUGUAAACUAUUGUGUGAUCUUCUUUUAGCGGUGGUGGAAUGUAACUAAGUACAUUAACUUAAGUAUUGUACUUG